AAUGUCCUCCUCGGCUCAGCAAACGCCAGGCACGGGCAUUGUUGAAACAGCGUGCUGACCCGCGGGGAGGAGGGUCUUGCAGGGGGAUUUUAUUGGAAGUGAGCGGAAUCCUCUGCCGAUUGAGUUGCAGUGGGAACCACCUUGCGGGCAUUGGGAGUGAGCCCUGAGUUCAUGAGAGUGGAAACCCGGCAUUGGGACACCGUGUGUCAGACAUUGGAAGAGGGACCAUGGCCGAACCAGAUUAUAUAGACGAUGAAGAAUGUGCGGAACUCAUCAAGCCCAGAAAGCUGAUCAAUCCUGUCAAGUCAUCGAAAAAUCAUCAGGAGCUUCACAGAGAGUUAAUCAUCAACCAGAAACGAGGCAUCGCUCCUCAGAACAAGCCCGAGCUCCAGAGAGUGAUGGAACAACGCAAGAGGGACCAAGUGGUGAAGCAGAGGAAGGAGGCGGAGGCUCUGAAGAAAUCCGAUCUGGAGCAGGAGUUGAUAAAACGACAGCAGAGGCUGGACCAGAUUGAACAGGAACGACUGGACGCCAAAGAGAGGCGCGAAAAUGCGCCGGAGUUCGUCAAGAUGAAAGACAACCUGCGGCGGACGCGGCAGGAGGAGAGCGCGGACGUGCAGGUGUCCUAGAGGAGGGCGCGGCCGCGGGAUUCCCGGAGCGGUUCCCCGGGGGACCGUCUCCAUGGCGGCAGCUUGACAACGGACCCAGGCAGCUCGAGCUUCCCAGCACGUGCUUCCCCCUACCUCACUGCCCUCUCCCCCUCACCCUGCCCCAGCACGCCUCCCACUGUGA
This is a messenger RNA of Hypanus sabinus (Atlantic stingray), 792 nucleotides long. RefSeq names its product family with sequence similarity 107 member B (gene fam107b). The record is from RefSeq and is a predicted model, not a curated record. The coding region runs from base 228 to 629 and encodes 133 amino acids. Lineage: Eukaryota; Metazoa; Chordata; Chondrichthyes; Myliobatiformes; Dasyatidae. The transcript is spliced from 4 exons.